GCUGGUCCCUCUGCCGCCGCCGCCGCCCAAAUGGAAGGGAGCGAGGACGGCGACCGCCUCCAUUCCCAAACCCACGCGAGUGAUGAGGCCGUCCGAGUGACCCGCCUCCAUCCCCAGCUUCACGCCCGCCAGGAGGGAAUCCACGCCACUGGCGAGGGCGCCGGAGCGAUCCGUCGCCGCGGAAUCUUCCCGGCGGCGCUGGCCUCGCCGAUCGAAGACGACGACCUCCUGAGGGAGAUCCUCCUCCGUCUUCUGCGGCAGCCCUCCUCGCUCCUCCGGGCCUCCGCCGUCUGCAAGCAGUGGCGAUGCGCCGCCACCGACCCCAAGUUCCUCCGCCGCUUCGGCCUCCACCACCAAAAGCCGCCCCUCCUCGGUGUCUUCCAACAGCGCACCUAUGAUGAUAUCGUCUUCACACCCAUCCUGGACCAUCCCGACCGCAUCCCUCCUCAGCGCUUCAACCUCAACCUCGGUGACUCCGGCAGCCGCACGGAGUUGCAAGUCUUAAUGCUUGAUUGCCGUCACGGUCGCGUCCUUCUCACGAACGAGCCGCCGCAAGACCACGUCAUCGUGUGCGACCCCAUCAUCGGUGAGCAGCGCCGUGUGCAGGUUCCGCCAGAGUUCAAACUAUGCUAUGAUGUCAACUGGGCUGUGCUCUGCUCUGCCAGCAACCAUGACCAUGUGCACGGCAGCUGCCACUCGAGCCCCUUCAAGUUGGUGUUGAUCUCUCCACUGGGAGAGGAUAACCGACUUGCCGCCUGUGUUUACUCCUCCGAGACUGGCAUAUGGAGCAAUAUCAUCUCAACGGCCGUGCCGUACGAGAUUCAUUAUGUUGGUAUCUCUGGGCUGCUUGUUGGUAAUUCACUUUGCUGGUUGCUGGAUCCUAUAAGCGAUGGCAUACUUGAGUUUGAUUUGGAUGAUGAAAGUCUAGCUGUGAUCAGGGGGCCUCUUGUUACUAAUGAUUUCAGCCAUGACAGUCCUUGGAUCAUCCAUGCUGAGGAUGGAGCUCUUGGCUUCGCCGUAUUGUCUUACCAUCACUUGCAAUUGUGGCAGAGGAAUACCAAUUGUCAUGGUGCUGCCACAUGGGUGCUACGGAACACCAUUGACAUGCGUGCCAUUCUUGGGCUCCCUCCCCAGAUUGAAGUAAUGAAGAAAGGUAUACUGGGAUGCGUAGAGGAUGCAGAUGAAAUACUUCUAUGGGUGGGCCGCAGUGUCUAUAUGGUUCAACUUAAGUCAAUGCAGUCUAGGAAACUUUGUGAAAUCAGUCAUUUUACCUACUGUCAUUCUUUCAAGAGUUUCUAUCCUCCAGGCACAACCAUUGCUGGUGGACAUGAUGGAGCUGAAAUGUUGCACGAGACAUAGGAUGACGGUCUGGUUUGAUGUUCUAAUGUGCUGAAACGGUUCAACAGGUGAAGAAGGGAUGCUGCUGUUAUCUGUUGCUGAGUUUGCCGUAUCGUGUCAAUGUUGUUGGCCGUGUUUAUAUAUUAUCUAAAGAAAGACGUAUCGCGCCGUAGUCUAGACUAGAGCAGUAAGAUGCUUUUGAAUACCUAUCGAGGGAAUUUCAGCUUACCCUAGUAUUAUUUCAAGUAGGAUUUCGUUUCAGCCCCAAGUAUCACCAAAACAUGUGUG
Molecule: messenger RNA, 1626 nt
Organism: Triticum aestivum (bread wheat)
Lineage: Eukaryota; Viridiplantae; Streptophyta; Magnoliopsida; Poales; Poaceae
Exons: 3
Coding region: 31-1359 (442 amino acids)
Molecular function (GO): protein binding
Source: RefSeq, a predicted model, not a curated record